AUGCCCCAAUACUUUAAUCUAUUUGAAGCGCAUGGAAUACUAGCGGCCAUCACUCUCCUUUUCAUCGUCCCCUUCGCCGUUGUCUUUCCUCGCUUCUACACGCGUGAUACUCGAUCAGCCGUUCGGUCAAUAUCUGGUGCCAGAUAUUGCCAGAUAUUAACCGACUUGGCAAGCACAGCAGUUCUCCGCAUCACGGCAUCUGCUGGUCCUGUUGCAAUCCAUCCUAAGGUGGUGGACAUAUAG
Endocarpon pusillum Z07020 is the source of this 243-nucleotide messenger RNA. RefSeq lists its product as uncharacterized. The coding region runs from base 1 to 243 and encodes 80 amino acids. NCBI's taxonomy places the organism in Eukaryota, Fungi, Ascomycota, Eurotiomycetes, Verrucariales, Verrucariaceae. The transcript has a single exon. The record is from RefSeq and is a predicted model, not a curated record.